Molecule: messenger RNA, 945 nt
Organism: Thelazia callipaeda (thelaziosis nematode)
Lineage: Eukaryota; Metazoa; Nematoda; Chromadorea; Rhabditida; Thelaziidae
Source: the annotation of a GenBank genome assembly
AUGGCUGGUAACUUCUGGCAGAGUUCUCACUGGGAGCAGUGGAUCUUAGACAAGCAAGACAUUUUGCGGAUGCGUGGUGAAGAUAUGAAGUGUAUCACCGAAGAAGAAUAUACAAAACUUAUGAUAUUUUUUUGCAACUUUAUUCACGCCAUAGGAAUGGAUUCACAACAACAGCAUAAGACACGUAUGCAGGUGAUUGCGACAGCUUGUGUUUACUUUCGCCGCUUUUAUGCUAGACGAUCUUUAAAAGAUAUUGAUCCCUUCCUAUUAGCUCCUACUUCUCUCUUCUUGGCAUCUAAAGUUGAGGAACAUGGCAUGAUGUCUCAUAAUAAACUCAUACAAGCUACAAAUAAUGCUUUGAAGAGAUGGCCUUUUAUACAACAAGAUCUAAUGUUACGAGUGCAACAUAUCCAAGAAGCAGAAUUUUUUCUCUUAGAAAUUUUAGACUGUUGCUUGAUUGUUUAUCAUCCAUAUAGGCCACUAAAUCAACUAAUGGCUGAAAUAGGAAGGGACCACAAAGAUGUAGAAACGAUAGCGUCCUAUGCUUGGAAAAUUUGUAACGAUUGUACUAGAACAGAUCUCUCACUGAUGUAUCCUCCACAUCAGAUUGCAAUUGCAUGUAUACUGAUAGCAUCAAUUUGGACAAACCGAGACAGAGAACUAAAAAAUUGGUUUGCUGAGCUUGCAGUAGAUUUUGAAAAGGUACUGGAGAUUCAAAAAACUAUUAUCAAUUUGUAUAGUACUUGGAAAACAUUUGAUGAAAAGGAACAGCUGUUAGUAAUUCUGCAGAAAAUUCCACGUCCAAAUCCGGGUCCGCAGUCGUCGAAUGUUGCUUUGAUACAGCCUCACCCUCACAACAGCCUUCAAGUUAAUAAUAUGAAUAUGCAUAGCAUGGGACCACCACCGAUGCCUCCUGUCGGUAAUGUAAAAUUUGAAUCGCACUAA